CCUGAGAUGUUCUGGCCACGAUAUGGAGCACAGUAUAUGAAAAAGCUUGCCUUCUCUCCUUUCCCAUAGUCGCGUCUCACUCGCGUAAAUCCGGCAGCAUUCGAAACGACAGACUUGAAGACGGAGGAUUGCUUACUGAUUCGCCCUUUUGCUCUGCUUGACGUAGAAACGGGAAAAGUCUUCGACGUCGACCAAGGAUGGCGCCGAGGCACCUUUGGGAGAUGAAUCUGCGCGUUUCUGCUGGACUGAGGUGCCAAUACCUGCAAAGCUGCUCGUCCGUCUGCACCAGCUCUCCUCCCGCCCUCCGCUACUCCUCCACCACCACAUCCCCAUCCCCACCACCGACCAAAGCCCCCUCCAAAGUCAACGGGCCAAUCUCGACCCUCCCAGCCCCCCUCGCCCUCCCCGUCCGCGCAAAGGACCAGCCCUUCUUCCCCGCCUACGCCCUGGCGCUGGGGAAAGCCUAUCUCGCAUUCUACAAGACCGGCGUCAAGCACAUCUACACGAACUUCAAAGCUGCGCGCGCUGUGCAGAAACACCUCGACGACGCGCAUGCCUCGUCGCUGAAAGCAGCCGUUGACGCGGGCGCGCUGACCCGCAGCGAUUUCCAGCUGCUGGUCCGGAACUGGCAUGAUGUGAAACGGGUGCCGGUCUUCGCGCUCGUCUUUGCGGUGUGUGGGGAGCUGACGCCCUUGGUGGUCGUCGCUGUCAGCAGUAUUGUGCCGUGGACUUGUCGCAUUCCUAAGCAGAUCGAAUCUGAUCGGAGGAGGCUGGAAACGCGACGUGCUAUUUCUUUCCGGAACCUCACCUCUGCCCCACCUGAGAAAGGAGGCGUAGAUGGCCUCGGACGAAUGGAGUUGCUGCAUAUAAGUUGGAGUCUGGGGCUUAGUAGUAAUCUGUGGGAUUGGCUUGGCGGACGAUUACCUGGGUUGCCAACCUGGGUGUUGAGACGGAGAGUGGCCAGACGGGUCGAAUAUCUGAAGAUGGAUGAUGAGCUGAUAAGGAACAGUGGAGGAGUCAAGGAAAUGGAGGAUGAAGAGUGUAGGAUGGCGUGUGUGGAGCGCGGUAUUGACGUCCUGGGACGGUCAGAUAAGCAGGUUAGGGCUGAUCUGGAGGCGUGGUUGAAGAGUAGCCAGAUGGUGAGCGUGGAGAGGUUGUUACUCACACGACCAUCUGUAUGGCCAAUAGGUGUCACUGAAAAUUCCAAACAAGGCACGAUUCUAUAAUUUGUCGGAUCUCUUUUCUUCUAUGUACAAUUUUGGUAUACUAUCAUGGGGUAUAGAGCGGCGUUUGGAAAGUAAGGACGGAAAAGUCAAUCUUGUAUCAUAGACCCCCAGACCCGUAUCAUCAGCAUAGGACAUGACAUGCAGCCUCCCAAUGAAUCCACCAGAUAAUGUAACACGUAUGCCCUCCGUAACGCCCCUUUUUCUUUGUAAAAGCCCCGCG
Molecule: messenger RNA, 1446 nt
Organism: Amorphotheca resinae ATCC 22711
Lineage: Eukaryota; Fungi; Ascomycota; Leotiomycetes; Helotiales; Amorphothecaceae
Exons: 2
Coding region: 198-1226 (342 amino acids)
Biological process (GO): intracellular monoatomic cation homeostasis
Cellular component (GO): mitochondrial inner membrane
Molecular function (GO): ribosome binding
Source: RefSeq, a predicted model, not a curated record